Messenger RNA from Spirometra erinaceieuropaei, 3689 nucleotides. NCBI's taxonomy places the organism in Eukaryota, Metazoa, Platyhelminthes, Cestoda, Diphyllobothriidea, Diphyllobothriidae. The record is from the annotation of a GenBank genome assembly.
AUGCGCCAAGCGCGCGACAGGCAAAGAGAAUCAAUUGCUCUCAGUGGUUCGAACCCUGGCAAAUCCGUCGCUAACAUCUUCCGUCAUCGGUCCUCCUCUAAGCGUGGUCAUGAACUUCCACCCAUGCUAAAUGAUAACAAAGUCUUCCUCACCGAUGACACUGACAAGGCGGAGUUGUUUAGUGCUUUCUUUGCAAAACACCUUGCUACCGAGUCCGAUCCGGUCCCUUUCUUUCGAUCACUUUCAGAUAGGACACUUAGUACAAUUGAUGUCUCCUCAGAUCUCAUUAAGAAACACGUAAGCCGUUUGAAAUACUCACACUGCUCAGGAACGGACGGGAUACAGAAUUCGAUUAUUAAACAAGCGUCCGACUUUCCCAUAUUGCUCAGUCAUUUAUUCUCGGUUUAUAUUUCAAAAGGGUUCUUUCCUGAAACAUGGAAAACGUCAAUUAUCAUUCCCGUUUUUAAGUCAGGACCUCGGUCCGAUGUUAAUAACUAUCGGGCGUGCACAAAACGCCGUCUCUAGGGAAACUUCUUGAAAGGAUUAUUUUCAAUGAAAUUCUUGACUUCUGUCUAGCUAAUCGGCUUCUGAGCUCUAGUCAGCAUGGAUUUUUACCUGAACGAUCCUGCGAAACAUGUCACUUGGCUUUUCUUAAUCUAAUCACUUCUCUUCGUAAUGAGCGGCAGUCAGUGGUAGUUAUUUACUUUGAUCUCAGCAAAGCCUUUGACAAGGUGCCCCAUAGACGUCUUUUAGUAAAAUUGAAAGCUCUCGGCAUCCGGCCGCCUCUACUCAACUUCAUCAGGUCCUAUCUGUCCAACCGAUAUCAGAAAGUCAUGGUCGGUAAUAGCUACUCGACACCCCACUCGAUCACGAGUGGCGUAAUUCAAGGCACGGUUCUGGGUCCGCUACUCUUCCUUCUGUGCAUCAAUGAUAUUGCGACUGAACUCGGAAUUUCGCAAACUUUUACUAAUGCCGAUGACCUCAAGUGUGUUUACUCAUACUCUAAGGACACCGCAAAUGUUUGUGUUGAAAAAAUUAAUGCCGAUCUACUACGCUUAAGCAGAUGGGGUUCGACAUGGCAGAUGGAGUUUUCAUCAUCCAAGUAUAGUUUCAUGUCUUUUGGUCCUACCAAACUUCCUGCUCCCAUAAUUUUUCCGAAUAACCCACUCUCAGAAUGCCUCACCAUAAAGGACCUAGGUCUAAGUUAUACAAAUAAACUUGCUUUAUCACCUCAUGCAGAUAGAAUCUCUGCCAAAGCUGCGCAGAUAUGUGGAUUCAUAUCGCAUAAUUUUUUUCCUUCCGGAAAUGAAGCUAAGACUUUAUCAAACGUUUGUUCUUCCAGUCCUCGAAUAUUGCUGUCCUUUCUUCGGUUUAAUGAACGCCUGCGACCGUAAUAAAAUCGAAAUGUUCAGUGGGUUUUCACCCGGAAACUGUUCUCUCAAGCUUCGUCCAGUAUUUCUUAUACUCAGAGAUGUCAGCUGGCGAACAUUAAGUUUUUGUGGGUUAGAAUACUCGAAGCUGGCCUGUGCUUCCUUUUUCGCAUCAACUCUAGCUCCAGUCUUCCGCCCAUUGACACUCUCACUCCGAGAGAUCGGUCUUAUGCCACGCGUAACUCCUGCAUGGUGAUUCCGCCGCCGCCUCUUUGUACUAUAUCUAAGCGGUCCCUCUUCUUUGCUUCCAAAUAUGCCUUCCUUUGGAAUAAUCUUCCGCCUGAAAUUAGAUUAUCGCCUAAGUUACUAGUAUUCAAGUCGAAAUUGCGCAAAAAUCUUACACCGGAAAGCAUAAAGGCACUGUUAACGGUCUCAUUCCCGAACACUCAGAUUCUUGACUUCGAGAAGGGUCCUCCUGGGAUUUAGUGGUAGAUUAAGUGGUAACUCUUAAUUAUAUCAUUAGAAACCCUUGUUUUUAAUUUGGUUUCUAAAUCCACUGCUAUCACUCCCCCCCCCCCAUAGCGACAAUUUUCGCGGUUUUUGAUGUCAUCUCCCGCAUUCCGACCUCAUGCGGUCUGUCGACGCUCAGGGCGGAACCCUCAGUAUUCACUGUCUACUAGUAGUUCGGUCGUACCUCCCUUCCCCACUGCUCGUCUGAGCUCGAAGCGUGCUGUGGCCGAUCGCAUCUGGGUUCCUCUCGUCUGGCCUCUUUGAUGCGGUGUACCAAUCCGACCCAGACGAUCUCAAUUGUGAAUCCCGUAUACAAUGCCAUAUGCAAGCCAGUCCUGUCUGACCCACAUUCGUACCCAUCAAGGCUGACAUUUAUUGCUACCAUGACGAUGACCGACAACAUUCCGUUAUAUACCGCCACCUACAGGCCAGUCCUGCUCGCUUUUUCUGUCAUUAUUUUUAUUGCGGGUUUUUUUUUCUCCUGUAAAAUUAAUCCAAUCAUUUUUAACUUUUUGUAAGGAGUUUUUUUCACCAGUCAAUCAUCAUGUUUCUCAACGGACUUCUAAUUCAGAAACAAUGAAUUGCAUUUUGUAAAGAUUCAGCCUACCUCGUCUAAAACUCGCAUGUAAAUUUAUUUUAACUUGUUUUGAUGGGACCCCGACGGGUCUUUAAUAAAAAUUAUCUAUCUAUCCAUCUGCCUUUGGCCAUGAACUACUUGCCUUUUACCUGGCUGUGAAGCAUUUCCGACAUUCCCUUGAAGGUCGGGACUUCACUGUUUUCACUGACCACAAACCGUUGACUUUUGCACUUCGGUCCCAUUCCGGCAAGUACAAUCCGAGGGAAAUCGCCCACCUGGACUACAUCUCCCAAUUUACCACCGACAUCCGCCACAUUGAUGGCACGAAGAAUGAGGUGGUUGAUAUGCCUUCCAGACCCUCACUGUCUUCUCUCCAACUCACACACGGGAUCGAUCUUUGCGCCAUGACGGCUGAACAACAGCGAGUCGGUUGUCCUGGCUACGAGUCUGUUAGUAGUCUCCAACUCAAAGAGAUUCCUCUGACCACCGGCUAUGGUACCAUACAUUGUGACGUCUCGACUCCCUUUCAUCGCCCUUUCGUGCCCGCCUCGAUGCGUCGAGCUGUAUUUCAAACUCUGCACGGACUCUCCCACCCUGGGGUCCGAGCCUCUCAAAAGCUCCUCGCGGAAUGGUUUGUCUGGCCUGGCAUGAACAAGGACGUCAAAGCUUGGGCCCAGUCGUAUCUGAGCUGCCAGCGCAACAAGGUGCAACGUCACAACAAGUCCCUACCAGGCACUUUCCCCAGCCGCGACGCACAGUUCAGCCAUGUGCACCUGGAUGUCGUAGGCCCCUUGCCUCCAUCCAAUGGUUUCACCCACCUCCUUACCUGCGUCGACCAAUAUACCCGCUGGGCUGAAGCUAUUCCUUUGCCGAAUGCACAGGCUGAAACCAUAGUGAGGGCCUUCGUCAGUCGUUGGGUCGCCAUGUUCGGUGCUCCAUCCACGGUUACGACUGAUCGUGGUGCCCAGUUUGAGUCGGCACUCUUCCAAACGCUAAUCAAUUUCCUUAGCUGCACACGCAUUCGGACGACAGCCUACCAUCGGGCUGCUAACGGUAUGCUUGAGCGUUUCCAUCGCCAGCUAAAGACCGCCAUGCGUGCCGUAGAAGACCCAGGAAACUGGUCGGACAACCUUCCUCUUGCACUCCUCGGUAUCCGCGCAGCUCUGAAGUCGGAUCUGGAGUGUAGCGCAGCUGAAUUGGUUUUCGGCCCUACCCUCCGACUGCCAGGCUAG